CCGGAAAGGAAGUAAAUAAUCACACGAGGUCGUCACAUUGUUUACAUAAACCAUAAACACGUUUUGCAUUCUUCAGGACAGGUUGAAAUAUGAAACAUGAAAGAAGCUAUGCACUGAUUAGCUUUAUUUGGUUGAGUGUUGUAACAUUUGUUUUAGAAGUAUCCACAACUGUCACGAUGCACAGUGUUGGUAGUCUGCGAUAUACCGGGUCAGUCCUAUGUGGUUCUAAGGUCACGUUUAUCUGUUCCAUACCGACAUAUAAAUACACAAUGACCUGGUUAACAGACUCUUAUAAAGCAGCAGAAUGCGUAACAACCAACUGUGUUCAAUACCCGCCAUACGUAAUUGAAAAUAUUGAAUUUUCCACUGACACAACCAAUGGAGUAUUCAACAUGACAAUCAAUCCAGUUACAUUUAAAGCUGAUGGACAUGUAAUAAAAUGUGAAUAUGGUUCGGAUACUGUACAUGUUAUACUGGCAGUGAAAGUUUUUCCUAAACAAAGCACAACAAUAAUAUCCGAAUCAAAAGUUGACAGCCACGAUAUGAUCAAUAUAACUGCGAUGUCUGGAUGUGUAUUUCCUAGUUCAGCAAUAACUUUGCAAUGGUAUUAUUACGAGGCAGGCGAAGCACCUAAGCUUUACCAGAUAAGUUCACCAACUUUUAGUGUUUCACCUGUAUGCAAAUCUGGAACUUGCGGCGGAGAUGGAGUAGUUCAGAUGUCAAGUACACUUUCUAUACCGGAGGUACAGACUGGCAUGGAAUAUUAUUUACAAAUUGCAAUAAAACAUGAAGAUGCUGACAGUAAAGACAUCGUUUUAGUGAACUCAACUGGAAAUUACAAAAUAAAAAUAAAACAAAUUCAUUCCAAGAUCGUCCAGGCAACGGAACUACCAGUCACCGGUAUAGUAGCGGGAGCACUUGCAGCAUUUCUAGUCACUAGUGUGAUCAUAGUGGUGGUCUUUAAAGCAAGGAGAGGUCUUCUGCCUACUUUAAGAUUUGCGUUUUGGUGGUCUGCAGAUUCCACAACCAAUCGUAUGAAACCUGCCAUUGACAAAGUAGAAGGAAAAGAGGAAGGAAGUGCCGAAAUUGCAUUAAAAGAUGAUAGACAAGCCUCAGAAGACCAGCCUGCAGAUGAUCUGGAUUAACAAAAGAAGAGGAAACCAAUGAACCUUAUUUUUAUGUUUUACUUAAUAUGAUCUGGUAUUUCUUUCGCUAAUGUUAGUUACUUAAUUUUGGCUGCUGGAAUCCUAAGGCGGUGCCCGAUUAUUGUUUUUUUUGCUGCUUAUAUGUGUGCGUUUGUAGUUAGUGCUUUUGUGUGUCUUGGGCGGUGUCGUACAGCGUAAUAUAUCUUACUUGUCUGUUUAUCUAUGUUAGUUAGUUAGUAGCAUUGCCUUUGUGUAUUCAUCCUUGUUCUACUUUCCCACUCAAAUUCCCCUUUCUACCCCUUACCCCUUCCUACCCUCUAUCUAUAUUUUGCAUAAAAUUAGAAUGUACUUGUUGGAUUUUUAAAGCAAUAUGUCUGUAAAUUUUUUUGCAUUACAGCUUCUUUUGUUUUGGGCUUAAUUUGCAAAUGCGUGGCUCUGAGGUUGUGUUUGUGGUGCUCUGUGCUUCCGAGAAAUCAACCAUAACCUAUUAUCUUUUGAAGCAAGUAGAGUUAAGAGUGGCAUUUUAAAUGCAGUUAUCAUGAGUUGAAUUAUCAUUUGUGUUUUGAUUUUUAUGUUUGUACUUUUUACAGAUGAGCUGUAAGACACGUCCUUUUAAUCAUAUCGCAUAUAGUUUUAUGCUUCAUUUGUUAAUUUAGAAUAAAAUGUUGUUAGCCACAAUAUACAUGGAGAAUUCAACAAUUUAACAAUACACUGCCAAUUGUAUGGGAUGUUACAAAUCAUACUUUAAUCGUAUCACGUAUAGCUUUAUACAAUAUUUAUCAAUUUACAUUAUACGUUUAGUGAGUCACAAUGCACAUGUAUGUAGGAUUCGCAACUUUUUAAUACUCUGCCAAUUUAUAUGAGAUUCAACACAUGCACAUUUAUUCACAUCACAUAUAGCUUUUACAACAUUUUGGAAUUCGUUUAGUGAGCCACAAUGUACAUGUAGUAUUCAACACUUUUUGAGUACACUGCCUAUUUUCAUGAAAUGUAGCACAGUACUUUUAUUCAUAUCACAUUUAGUUUCAACAUUUGUGAAUAUAGAAUGUACGUUUAGUAAGCCACAGUAUACAUGUAUAAUGCAACACUCUUUGAACACAGCCAAUUUUUUAUGAGCUUUUACAUGUUUACUUUUAAUCAUAUCAUAUAUAGUUUUAUGUAGAUUAGUAAAUUUAGAAUAAUAUAUGUUUAAUUCGUCACAAUUUACAUGCAAUUUUCAACAUAUUUUGAACACCCUGCAAUUUUUAUGAGAUAUAACACAUAAACUUUAAUCAUAUCACAUAAAGAUCUUUACAACAUGCAUGAACUUAGAAUGUACGUUUUGUAAGCGACAAUGUACACGUAGAAUUCAACAGUUUUUGAAUACACUGCCAAUUUUUAUGGGAUGUUAAACAUGUACUUUUAAUCUUAUCAUAUAUACGUUUAUACAACAUUUAUGUAUUUAUUAUAUACAUGAGCCACAGUGUUUAUGAGAUGUUACACAUAUACUUUUAUCAUGUCACUUACAGUUUUAUACAACAUUUAGGAAUUAAGAAUAUUCGUUUAACAAGCCACACUGUUCAUGUGAGUUCAAUUACUUAUGAAUACACUUCCACUUGUUUUGAAAUUUAAUAAUGUAGUUUUAUUCAUAUCACAUAUAAUGUUUACAACAUUUGUGAACUUAGAAUGUACGUUUUGUUACGUGUAUAAUUCAUUAGUUUUCUGAUACACUGCCAAAAUUUAUGGGAUGUUAAACAGAUAAUUUUAAUCGUAUUAUAUGUAGUUUUAUACAACAUUUGUGAAUUAAGAAUGUACGUUUAGUAAGCCAAAAUGUACAUGUAAAAUUCAACAAUUUCUGAAUACACUGCCACUUCCUACGGGAUGUUAAACAUAUACUUUUUAAUCGUAUUAUAUAUAGUUUAUACAAGAUUUUUGAAUUUAUAAUAUACGUUCAGUGAGCCACACUAUACAUGUAGAUUCAACAUUUUUUUUAUUAAACUGCCACUUUUUAUGGGAUGUAACACACGUACCUUUAUUUAUAUAACAUAUAGCUUUUACAACAUUUAUGAAUUAAGAUGAAGCUUUUAGUGAGCCACAAUGCACAUGUAGAAUUCAACAAUGUUUGAUUACACUGCCACAUUUUAUGAGAUUUAAACAUACAUAUUUAAACAUAUCACAUAUUGCUUAUACCGAUUUGUGUUUGUAGAAUAUAUUAAGCCAAAAGGUACAUGUAGACUUCAACAACUUUUAAAUACACUGCCAUUCUUAUGUAAGAUAUGUACCUUUAAUCAUACUACAUACAAUGUAUAGUUGUAUGCAAUAUUUGUGAAUUUAUUAUAUACUUUUAAAUGCCAUAUGUCAUAAUGCAAAUGUAGAAUUAAAAAAUGCUAGUCAGUUUCUUGUUAUCAUUUUCCUCUUUUUCCUUUAUCUUUGGUUGAACACAUACGUUUUGCGGGCGGGCCUUUAGACUUACCAUACCACAAAUUUACGGACGAUACGCUUAUCCGAAACUAAACAACAAGUUGUAACAUUUCACGUAAUUCAAGUCUGUUUAACUUUCAGACAUCUUCUGAGACUCAGCUUUAUCAAAAAAUGCAUUGCUGAAGUACAUAUUUGUAUUAAUCUAUAUUUCAUAACAAAACAAAGCGUAUGAAAAUGAGCAUGCUUGCUUUGAUCACAUGACCAAAACAAUACUCAUCACGUGACCAAAAUAAACUAUAAAUAACCUACAAAAAGUGUACAAUACUUCAUCACCUUCCGCUUAGAUCUAUAAUCGGUAUUAAAACCAAGUUGCGUCUUUUGUAAAACUCAGUUUCUGCUAGAUCGAAAUUUUAUUAUUAUUACAACACCAAAGAGCUUGUUUUGGUCGCAUGAUCAGUAAACAUCUAACUAUCACGGCGUACGUUCUAUUUCGAUAUGAUACUGAAUGAUAAAAUUGCACCCGUGUAUUCGUCGAAGUUUGUAGCAUAGAAAUUGGUUUAUGGACAGAUAUAUUGCAUGAAAUCAACAGAAGAGGUGUUAUUUCAUUUAUUUUUCAUAGAGAAAGAUACGGUCCUUUCAUAAUAUUUACGUAAAUAGUUUUCAUUUGCACGACUUUGCAGGAAAGUAAUUGCAGCCGUAACAAACUUUUUUUUUUGCCUAACUUUAAGGGCCAUAUAUUCACAUCAGCGUCGAAAAAUGUUACUGUAGUUAUGCUUAAAAAGUUCUUAUAGCCAAAAAACGACACGGUAAAACUUUCUAUCUUUUACUAUGCGUUUACGGGACGUAUUAGUGAAA
Molecule: messenger RNA, 4400 nt
Organism: Mercenaria mercenaria
Lineage: Eukaryota; Metazoa; Mollusca; Bivalvia; Venerida; Veneridae
Exons: 8
Coding region: 90-1145 (351 amino acids)
Source: RefSeq, a predicted model, not a curated record